Molecule: messenger RNA, 2787 nt
Organism: Cuscuta europaea
Lineage: Eukaryota; Viridiplantae; Streptophyta; Magnoliopsida; Solanales; Convolvulaceae
Source: the annotation of a GenBank genome assembly
GUCCUUUUUUGGGAUAAAAUGUAAAUAUAUAUACCCAGAAAAAUAACAUAGUACAAUGCAUCAAAACUAUCUAAGCUAGUCUAUACUAGCUAUAAAUAGUAUCCAAACCUUCCCCUACCUCAGAAAAGAAAUAUAAACUAGCACGGGACAGGCCCCGGUUUAGUUCAAAACAGUCCAUCACAAGCAUAAAACAAAAAUUCAAAAAUCUUCGUAGUCUUUUUGUGGCUUCAUUGUUAUAAUAGUUUUCUUUGUUCCAUCUCUACACGUUAUCUCAACCUCGUGAAACAUCUCCGAGUCCAUAGUGUCACUCGAUUUCUCACUUGAAGAGUCCUCCUCUUCGGAAUCCGCACGGUCGGGGUUCUCCACCUCGAUGUUACUUGGUUCCAAUCUCUCAACAACCUGUUUUGUAGGCUGGGCAGCAGGCGGAGGUACAACAACAAUCGCGACAGGAAGCUUGGAAGGCCCCUGAGCAUGUUUCUCAACCAUGGCAAUCCCCUGGGCAAUUUUUUGUGAAGACCCGGUCGGGUCUGGUCCGUACCCGGGCGAGUAAGGGACACAGGCAGCAGUUGUUCCAGGCUGGGCACAUGGCCCGGACGGGCCAAGGGCAUACCCUGUCGGGUUUGACCCUUGGGCAGUUUCUGCCGGGCCAGUAAGCUCAAUCCCUAUUUUUCCAUUCUUUUCCAAGCUACAAUCAUUCUUUCUUGCUACAUCUUCCCUCUUGGCUAGCUUCUUACAAAUAAAUGGGUGAUGCCCAAAUUCUUUGCAAUGAAAGCAAAAAUUAGGAAACGUUUCAUAAACCACACUUUGUUUAAUUACCUUUCGGGAAGGUAACCGUAUAGGAAAGUGUAGUGGUGGCGGCUUGGAAACAUCAACCUCUAUCAAUACUCUAGCAUAAUCAUUGUUUGCCCUCUCUUGAGUGAUUUUGUCCGUGGUUAUUGGAAUCCCGACCAUAGAUGCCACCUCACUCAUAGCCUCGUCAUUCCAUAAACUCAUUGGUAGGUUAGGGAACUUUAUCCAAAUUGGUAUUUUUAGAAAUUCCUCAUCCUCAAAAGUGAAGUCCUCCGAAAGUUCUUUAAGCAUUAGGAGUUUCCCAAACACCGUAUAAGGUCCUUCAUGUAGUACCUUGGCUCUAUCCUCCUCAUUUUGGAACUUAAAAAUCAACCAAUCUUUAUUAUGAGACCUUACUAGGCAUUUAACUCCCCAUGUAGCUUUCAUAGCGUGAACCGCUUUGAGUCCGGGGAACUUUCCCGUGAAGAGUCCCACUAGACAAUGGCUCCACAUCUCAACCAUCGAGGGUAGUGUCCGGUCACCAAAGUCCAAAGUAUCACCUUUGGGAGGGACGUAUCUCAAUUUGAUGUCGUGCUUUGGAUCCCGAUUGUCCUUAAAAAGAGCAUUCCAAGGAGUUGUUGCCGUUUUUGCAAUCUGCCCAGCAUUAGGAUCCACCUGCGCUUUGUGCUUUAGAGUUUCUGCCAAAGUACUCUCUUUCACUGCCAGAGUUUUAGCAGCAGGUGUCUUUGCAUCAGGAGUCUUCCCGGCAGGUUCAGUAACCUUCCCAGUAGCAGCAGCACUGCCCAGCGCCACAUUCUUAUUAACGCCCAGGGAUUUUGCAGACUGCCCAGUAGCAAGAGCAGUUUUAGCAUUGUUUCCAGCCUUAGUAGCAGAUUUUUCAUUCUUAGUAGAGCUUAGCGUAGGAAAUUCAUCCUCAAGCCCAUCCAGCAGCUCAAAACCUGCUCUGGACCUGGUUAUUCUGGCUGAAUACUCCCCCUUGUUCUGUUUGAUUUUAACCAUCUCUGCAGGUCACCCCUGAAAUUCGUCGCCCCUGAAGCUAAAGCAGAAGAAACGGCGCAGGUGAAUAGUACCCGAAAUCUGUCCAGAAAUCUGCAGUUCCACUGACCAACCUUCCUCGCUCAGAAACAGGGUAUGAAAUCAAACAAGUUACAGAACCUCAAUUUCAGAAUCGGCAAGUCUGAAAACUAAGCUUUAACAGAAUACAUACGCUAACAGCAACAAUCGCGAACCAGAACAUUUUUAGGUUUAGAGCUGUAAACUAACAUUGUAAAUCAGAGAGUUUCGAUUCAGAAACACUAAGAAAUGAACUGGAAUCAAAUAAUCGUGAACAGUAAAAUCAACGCCUCAACAUCGCGUUUUUGAGCUUUUGGCCGAAGUACAUCGUUCUAAAACCAAAUCCAAGGUCAGAUAAGGAAUUAGGGAGGACUGACGACCAAUAACAACAAAAAACGACAAUCUACCUCAUGUCCUUGCCGCUGGGAACCGUCAUCAAACUCAUAUCCCAGGAAUCCAUGGUGGGGGCACUCGAAAAUGUCUACGGCAGUAUCGCUGAACUCAGCGACACCUACUUGCAGCCAGACAUGAAAAAGGACUCCUUCUUGAACCCUAAACAGCCGUUUCUCUCUCCUGAUGUUCCACUCCUCAUGCCGGCCGACUAUGGUGGCGCUAAUUCAACGGAGACCAAGAAGCUUUACGUCUGCAGUGUCGUCAGCGGCACUAUAUCCACUGCUUAUUCCAUCCACCCUAAUGUUGUUUGUUCGAACCGCAAUACUAUAUAUUACUCGGGUGAUGGGAAUACUAUUUGCCCUGGGUGCAAUCGAGCUAUGAGCACCGUGGCGACUUACGUCUCUCUGGUAAAGAAGGCGGUGACGUCUUAUUUUGGGGAUGAGGGUGGUGGGUUUGUGAGAGGGGUUGUGAGUUAUAUGGUGAUGGAUGACUUGAAGGUGAUGCCUCAGUCUACCAUUACUGCCAUAACCACACUCAAUGAAAACAACGUUA